AUGCGUCCCAAUGCCAUCGCGGUUCUCAUGACUUUCCUCGUUGUAGGCGGGAUAGAGUGCACGGAAGCCCAUAGGGCCCCCGGAGCACAGGUAGCUCAACCGAAUUGGUACUUUCCGCGGAUAUUCAAGCGAAUGGUUAGUAGUAAGACACAGUGGAACGAUGGUUCUGACCCUGGCUUGCUCCUAAACGGCGACUUCAACAACACCACCCUUACUCAAAACUCUUCAUUGGCUACUCCAAGCCCGAAGGUCUCGUCCGCCGCUCAGUCAUUGACCGUGCAAGAAGUCGUUGCUAGGGCCAUAUCUGUUGGCCCUCAGGCUCCCAUGAUUACCCAACAUACUACUGUCGGUGGUGGGCUGAACCCUACCGCCACCACAUACACCGAAAAUAUUGAAAGUUUCAACACCGAAAUCAACAUACGAAAGAGCCUCGAGGCCAUCCUUUUCACCGCGGAAAACACGGGCAAACAAGGAUCAGCCCUUGACCUGUCAAUGAAGGCUUCGACCACACCUAAUUCAGAUUAUUUAGCCACAACCUUCACUGAUGGUCUCGGUGUCUUGGGCGUUGCUUUUAGUAGUUUAUCCAGCAUCUUCAUGUCUCCGUCUGUCCUGCCUUCCACAACGGAGUUAAUGGACAAGAGGCCGACUAUGUCCCCAAUUUCUCCUUCAACCAUUAGCAGCUCAGCCUCUAUAAUACCCACUAUAGGUAUUUCCUCAAUUUCUAUGAGUACCGAAUUUCGCGAGGCUAGCCGCUCGAAUGGUGCGAGCUUAACCACUGCAGGAAUGAGAUCAGAUCUUCUUCUUCGGGUUUUGGUCCUAAGUGAUAAGGCUUUUGCUAAAAAUAGCACUGUCACCUUGUCUUCCGACACAUCUAAUAUGCAUAAUAUUCCAAGCAGUAUCCCAACUUCCGCAAUUAGUUCCCUGCUAAAAUCUCCCGUUCCCAUUGGAGCGUCAACUUCUCGUGAUCCGCUCAAUGGUGUUUCAUCUACCGUUGAUACUAUAUCUGGUGAUAUCCCAUCAAGAACCGACAGCUCAGCCUUGGUCCCGAUCGUGCCGAUGCCCAAUACGAGUCUUAUCCCUGCCUAUUCAGCUAGGCCCGCUCCUAUCCUAGGACCCGGGGUUAGCACAACUGCUAUUAUCCCGACCCCCACCCGCUCAAUUGGACAGCCUCAUAUCACGUACUCAGCUAGUUCAGAUAAUUUCUCUGCUGCUAUCCCUAAUCCUGGCACUGGCACUGCCUCGACUACUGCCAUUGAUUCCGGCUCUAUCACUGCCUUGAGUACUGCCACUGAUCCUGGCUGGAGUACUUUCUCCGAUUCUGGCUCUGGCACUGCCUCGACUACUGCCACUGAUCCUGGCUGGAGUACUUUCUCCGAUUCUGGCUCUGGCACUGCCUCGAGUACUACCACUGGUCCUGGCUGGAGUACUUCCUCUAGAACUGCCUCGACUACUGCCAUUGAUUCCGGCUCUAUCACUGCCUCGAGUACUACCACUGAUCCUGGCUGGAGUACUUCCUCCGAUUCUGGCUCUAUCACUGCCUCGAGUACUACCACUGAUCCUGGCUGGAGUACUUCCUCUAGAACUGCCUCGACUACUACCAUUGAUUCCGGCUCUAUCACUGCCUCGAGUACUACCACUGAUCCUGGCUGGAGUACUUCCUCCGAUUCUGGUUCUGGCACUGCCUCGAGUACUACCACUGGUCCUGGCUGGAGUACUUCCUCCGAUUCUGGCUCUGGCACUGCCUCGACUACUGCCAUUGAUCCUGGCUGGAGUACUUCCUCUAGUACUGCCUCGACUACUGCCAUUGAUUCCGGCUCUAUCACUGCCUCGAGUACUACCACUGAUCCUGGCUGGAGUACUUCCUCUAGAACUGCCUCGACUACUACCAUUGAUUCCGGCUCUAUCACUGCCUCGACUACUACCACUGAUCCUGGCUGGAGUACUUCCUCUAGAACUGCCUCGACUACUACCAUUGAUUCCGGCUCUAUCACUGCCUCGAGUACUACCACUGAUCCUGGCUGGAGUACUUCCUCCGAUUCUGGUUCUGGCACUGCCUCGACUACUGCCACUGAUCCUGGCUGGAGUACUUUCUCCGAUUCUGACUCUGGCACUGCCUCGAGUACUACCACUGGUCCUGGCUGGAGUACUUCCUCUAGAACUGCCUCGACUACUGCCAUUGAUUCCGGCUCUAUCACUGCCUCGAGUACUACCACUGAUCCUGGCUGGAGUACUUCCUCCGAUUCUGGCUCUAUCACUGCCUCGAGUACUACCACUGAUCCUGGCUGGAGUACUUCCUCUAGUACUGCCUCGACUACUGCCAUUGAUUCCGACUCUAUCACUGCCUUGAGUACUGCCACUGACCCUGGCUGGAGUACUUCCUCUAGUACUGCCUCGACUACUGCCAUUGAUUCCGGCUCUAUCACUGCCUUGAGUACUGCCACUGAUCCUGGCUGGAGUACUUUCUCCGAUUCUGACUCUGGCACUGCCUCGAGUACUACCACUGGUCCUGGCUGGAGUACUUCCUCUAGAACUGCCUCGACUACUGCCAUUGAUUCCGGCUCUAUCACUGCCUCGAGUACUACCACUGAUCCUGGCUGGAGUACUUCCUCCGAUUCUGGCUCUGGCACUGCCUCGACUACUGCCAUUGAUCCUGGCUGGAGUACUUCCUCUAGUACUGCCUCGACUACUGCCAUUGAUUCCGGCUCUAUCACUGCCUCGAGUACUACCACUGAUCCUGGCUGGAGUACUUCCUCCGAUUCUGGCUCUUUCACUGCCUCGAGUACUACCACUGAUCCUGGCUGGAGUACUUCCUCCGAUUCUGGCUCUUUCACUGCCUCGACUACUGCCACUGAUCCUCGCUGGAGUACUUCCUCCGAUUCUGGUUCUGGCACUGCCUCGACUACUGCCACUGAUCCUGGCUGGAGUACUACCACUGGUCCUGGCUGGAGUACUUCCUCCGAUUCUGGUUCUGGCACUGCCUCGACUACUGCCACUGAUCCUGGCUGGAGUACUUCCUCUAGAACUGCCUCGACUACUCCCUCUGAUUCCGGCUCUAUCACUGCUUUGAGUACUGCCACUGAUCCUGACUUGGGCACUUCCUCUAGAAGUGCUUUGAGUACUUCCUCUAGCACUGUAUCUAGGACAGGCUCGGGCGGUAACGAAAACUCCAACAGUGAUGGCUCCGCCAGCAGCUCCAAGACCAAACCGAGCUCCAUUACAAUUGGUAUCGGGGUUGUAGCUGGUGCUGCUGCUUAUGGUAGCGGUAUGUUUUGGGUUGCCCGGCGCUACCACAAAAGAAAGCAGCUCCACCACAGCAUAACUUCGGCAGUUGAACAUACUGCGGGACAGGUUCUCGCUCCUGAUGGUAAUGUACCCAGACAGGGUAGCCGCAUAAGUCCUCAAUCUCGAACGAUUAGCGCUCCGGUUAUGGCGGAGAACUCAUUAGGAUGGAGCUAG
This is a messenger RNA of Penicillium hordei, 3456 nucleotides long. RefSeq names its product beta strand repeat-containing protein. Bases 1 to 3456 code for a protein of 1151 amino acids. The record is from RefSeq and is a predicted model, not a curated record. The transcript has a single exon. NCBI's taxonomy places the organism in Eukaryota, Fungi, Ascomycota, Eurotiomycetes, Eurotiales, Aspergillaceae.